GCUUACUCGAAAAUGCAUCAAAAUGCACAUACUUCUUGAAUGUAGUGGGAGGACGACACCAUCAUCGACGAUACUCACGGCACCGGCACCACGGCCCACGGCUUUUCAGUCGUUCAGUCCAGUCGUACAGUCGAGAGAGAGAGCACGUUAUUAAGCGGGUUACUUUGUUGGACGAAGAAUCACGGAAUCUUGUUGUUAUUGUUAAGUUUCCUUGGUUACCAAUCAAUAAGUACUGAGUGUGUUUGUGUAAUCUAUACCGGUGUCAAGUGCUUUUUGUGUGUUUAAUUGAUAUGACUUUUUUAAAGGAUUGAACUAUUAUUAUUUGGACUUUCCAAAAAUGUGUCCCCAAUUUUUUAUAGUAUUACUUUUUGGACUGUGUGGAGCUUUGGAACUUAGGAACGGAGCUUACGAAGAUUUGGUCAUUAAAGUGUCCGACAAUGUGCCGCAGAAUGAUUGUACUAUGAUUUUAAACAAUAUCGAGAAAACACUGACGAGUGCUUCACAAUACCUCUUUUCCGCCUUGGACAGCCGUGCAUACUUACGUUCAGCAACAGUUUUACUUCCCACAAGCUGGCCAGACUCCUGCGUGGCCUCGUCCGUUUUGUCAUCUUCCGGGGAAGUUUCUGACAUCACCGUGCUUCCUAAUGAUCCUGUCCGAGGAAGUAUUUGGACCCAACAGUCGCUCGGAUGUGGUCAACCAGGAGAUCAAAUUUAUCUAGGAUACGAGGAGUUGUUGAAAAAAAAUAACAAUUUAGGAAGAAAAUUAGUAAGAGAAUUUGCCAAGUAUCGUUUUGGGGUCUUUGAUGAAGAUGGUUAUUACAAUGAUCCCAUCUAUCCUAUUUGUUAUCUGGAUGAUCAAACGAAACAAGUAAAAGUCACCGGAUGCUCAGAUUUGCCAAUCAAAGAAAAUGGAAUUUGCACCGAUAAGCACGCAGUAUACAACUUAACAAAGAUGGUAGAUGAAAAAGCUCGAUCAAGUAUAAUGUUUGCACCAGAAAUCCCAUCAGUCUCAAUGUUCUGCGACGAAGGAAAUCAUAAUCGUUUAGCUCCGACUAAACAUAACUUCUUUUGUGAAAGAAGAAGCGUUUUAGACGUGAUAAUAAAUCACAAAGAUUUCACAAAGAAUUCUCAAGCUUCCCCUAAUGGUAACCAAAUUACAGACACCACACCAAGAAUUAUUUACAAGAAGCAAAAUAUUACUAGAUACGUAUUUGUAAUCGAAAACUCGAAAGAUAUGAUGCAAAGAGAAUCUUGGAGUUAUUUGCGAUUAGCAAUGAGACAGUGGGCUAGAUAUGUUCUACCAGAUAAUACUGAGAUUGGUAUGGUACUUUCUGAUCCUACCCAAUCGAUCAGAGCUUUAAAUAUCGUUCCAGUGAAAGUCAAUGGAUACGAUAGAUUUGGAAAUAAUAACAGGGAUAAAUUUUAUUCAGCUAUUCCUUAUACACCAAGUGAAAGUAUGCUAAAAGUGUGCCUACAUUGCGCCAUUACAGAAGCCAUGAAUAUGCUUAAGGAAAAAACAAAAUCUGAUGGUGCAGCAAAUAACGUCAUAGUAGUAAUAGCAACUGGAAUGACAGUCGAUAAUCAAAUGAAAACUACUAUUGAUGCUUUAAAAAAAUUCAAAAUCAAAGUAGCAACCAUCAACUAUCCUGAUGUGCUUAGACAGAAUACUCUUAGUUUACUAUCUACAGAAACUGGUGGAUCAGAUUAUACAGUAUUCGAAGAGAAACUUAAUGUCGACACAACGCUUUUAACUACUUACUUUGAACUGCAUAACGUCCUAUACGACAUUGUAAUGAAGUUUAGUUUAAGAAAUCAAAUUGAGUUACCCAUGGAAAUUCACAGAAAAAUUAUUACUGACGACGGCAGAACCUCCAUUACUGGCAGCUUCAUGUUGGAACCAAAUAUGGGCGAACCAGCUCAAUUUACGUUUUACACGCACAACACGAUUACGCCCUUGAUUAAGGGAUUGAAACUGAUUAGUCCCAGCCAACAAGUAUUCACUGCUAGAAAUGACAGGCUUAUUGAUUUCAAGAUGAUCACUCUCAACUCAAAUAUUUCAGAGACUGGAACAUGGACCUACAUUAUAGAACCAUAUCCAGGAAAUCCUCAACCUCAUUUUAUCCAAGUAAUGGCUACGCCGCGAUCUCUAUUCUCUCCCGUUGUACGAGUAGAUUUCAAAAUGCACAGAAACAUUCCUGGUGGACCGUUACUACUUCUAGCGGAGCUUAAAUAUGGCGAUUUACCAAUUCUAGGAGCAAAAGUAGAUGUAACGGUUACGAAACCGGGAACGAACGGAUCUCUGCCUUUAAGAUCUAAAAUUGAACUAUUAGAUACUGGAUCUGGUGAUCCAGACGUUACUAAAGGAGAUGGAAUUUACACAAGAUAUUUCAGUGCUUCGGAAUGGGGACCUGGAUUGUAUAACUUUGAAAUUAAGGCGAGUGAUAAUGGGAAUUCCUGGUUCAGCACUUCUAAGAGAGAAGGUGAACCAUGCUGUGGAAGUUCAAUAAGUUCAAACGCAGUUCAACCAUUAGCGCCCUUCCAACGUUCACUUGCAAAGCAAACAAUUAUAAUAACUGCAGAAGAUAUCGCUACAGCAAAUCAAGUUAUUGCUGGACGUAUUGGAGAUGUUAAAGUUCAAAUUUUGCCUGAGGAUUUAAAAGCUAGGUUAUCUUGGACGUCGCCCGAUAUGGGAGGAGAUUCAGUUUCACAUUACGAAAUUCGAUACGCCAAUACUGUUCUCGAUAUAAUGGAAAAAUUCGAAACGAAAGCGAGUACUUGGGAUUUCGGGCAACCGUUUCCUUUGUCGCCCGGUUCGGAAACGACUUUUACAUUGGAUUUUAAUCAAAAAAAAGAUUUAUUAGAUCAGACGUUGUAUUUUGCUAUUAAAUCGUAUUCGAAAACUGUUAAUAAUAUUUCUGGACCGAUUUCUAACUGGGUGAGAGUGUUAGUAGCGUCUCCUCCACCUCCACCGACUGUACCACCAGUUCAUUCUUCCAAUGAUAAUUCUUAUUGGCCAAACAAUGUCAAUUCGUUAGAUAUUGAGACUGCAGGGCCUAAUAUUACAAAAAGUAUGCCUAUUGGUUUGGAACUGAUUUUGCCAGUAGUUACUGGAUUGAUUAUAUUAGUAAUUUUGUUGAUAUUAUAUUUUUAUUUUUGUAUCAUCAAGAGGAAACAUAAAGAUAACGCCAAAUCUUUAAAAGCCAAUGCUAUUAAUAAAGAUAAUUUGAAUUCGACGAUAACCAUCGUUCCUAGUUCUCCUCAAAACAAUUCUAAUUCUUCUAGUCAGACUUACGUAGGACAAGACGUUCCCGAUCCUCAUCAAAUUGGACUUCCAGUAAAUAACUAUGGGUAUGAAGAUGAUACGAAAAAACGUUAUUCCUUAGUUAAUCAACAGGAACAGCAGCUAAUCGAAGAGCUAAAACAUCACCAACAACAAAGAGACAAUAAUUACGAAGGAGUUAGUGUGAUUUCUAAUAACACUAUUAAUAGAAAUCAAAUUCUAAGUCCUUAUAACUCCUGGAGCGCUUCUCAAUUAUUACACGAGCACGAAAGAAGACGCAGUCCAAUGAUGGACGGUAAUAUGAGCCAAGAGCAAAUAAUGAAUCAUCAAGGAUUAAUGCUGAACGAGGAACAAAUGUCUAACGUAGACCACAUGAGUUUAAAUGGCCACCAAAUACUUGAACCCUAUUCCCAAUCUCAUAUGCCGCCACCGGUUCCACCAUUACCCGUUUUUGGUGAUAACAGAUACCCUCCUAACUAUGAAGUUUAUGACGUUCAUCCGUCAAUGCACGUCCAUCCUAUUUAUCAAAGUAUGCACAGGAGGGAACCGUUCAAUCAAAGCUUGCAAGGAUCUCUCAGUUCUGUUAACUCCGGCGAAAAGAAAAGGAGGAAUGUAACGAUGGUGUAACAGCAAGUUGUAGUCAUUGUUCAUACUACUUAGCGGUUCGAUACCAGUUAUGUUUGACUAAUGUAAAUAUUUGUACCAAUUAAUUUUAGGUAAUGUAUAUAAUUUGUAUAUAGGGUAGUCCAAAAGUAUGAAAACGUUUAAAUGUUUUGGAAUAUUUAAUUUAGAAAAAAAAAUUGUAUUUUGUGCAAAAUUGUUUUAUUUAAAACAUGCAAAGUGCUUUCGGCAUAACGCCAUCUUCAGUGCUUAUAUUGUGGGUGUAAAUAUGUAAAUAUAAAAUAUGAAAUUUGAGUCCCAGAACUUAAUUUAAAAAAAAAUACAAUUAAUAAAGUUACAAAUUAAAGAAAAACCUAAUGUUUAAGACAAUGAUUAGGACAUAAACCCUUAGUCGUUCAAAUAGAACCCCAAGAAGCUUAUGCUGACCCGAUUUAGGCGAUUUUAAACCACUAGUCCCGAUUUUGUACAAUUUUGACCC
This is a messenger RNA of Psylliodes chrysocephalus, 4379 nucleotides long. NCBI's taxonomy places the organism in Eukaryota, Metazoa, Arthropoda, Insecta, Coleoptera, Chrysomelidae. The record is from the annotation of a GenBank genome assembly.